ACCCCACAUCACAACCAGGACGGGUUAUCCGCAGCUCGCAGCCACCCCAAAGGGAGGAAUAAAGAACAGGAGCAGAGGGAAGCCGGGCGCAGAAAGAAGGGAAAAGGAAGAGCUCAGGGUUGGACAUUUUUGGAGACAGGGGUGGGGAGGAUAAAGGGAGCGUGCCUCCUUGAUUUUCCCCUCCCCACCCCUCUUUGCUUUUCUCUCCCCUUCUCUGUAUAGCAUAUUCCAGAAACGGCAGCAGAAGGGGACAGAAACCUCUAGUGUAGAAAAGGGUUUUGGAGGGGUAGCCAGCGCUCCCGCCAGCCGCUACCUAACAGCUGGAGCUUGAGUGUGCGUUUAAGAGUGUGAAUGCGGCUCUCUCUCUUUUUUUCUCUCUCUCUCCCCUCUCUCUCCAUCCCUUCCUUCCUCCCUCCUUCUCCCUCUCCUUCACACUACAGUGUCAGCUACCCCUGUCAGUUUCCCCGUGUCAGUUUCUUCCCUAGCUCUUAUUGUGUGUGACUGGCUGCGUGAAGGGAGUGGGUGCGCUUGAAGGGGCUCAGGUUGGGUUAGAGAGCUGGGAGAACAGGGUAGGGACAUUGGUAGAGCAAAGAGUUUCAGGGCACUGGCGAAGGUGAAAGGUGAGGAGGGCCGAUCUGUUACAGGCAAGUUUGGCAAUAACUGAGCAUCCAAAGGGGAAGCCAAGGUAGGAGCCAGUACUUGCGCUCGUCUUUACACCCCGCCCCUUUCCCUGUGCUCAUCCGCCCACCCACCCAUCAGCCUAGAGGCCCCGGGCUGUCCCAGUCGGCUGCUGUUUCGCGCCGCAAAAGAGGAGUCCGGCAAGGCGCCGCACCACGCAUCCUGGCCAGUGGACAUCCAGACGACACAGAUCUGAUCCGAAAAAACCACUUGGCUCAGGAUUUCUGCAUUGCUAUGAACCAUGGCCCAACUGUACUACAAAAAGGUCAACUACUCACCGUACAGAGACCGCAUCCCCCUGCAAAUUGUGAGGGCUGAGACAGAGCUCUCUGCAGAGGAGAAGGCCUUCCUCAAUGCUGUGGAGAAGGGGGACUAUGCCACUGUGAAGCAGGCCCUUCAGGAGGCUGAGAUCUACUAUAAUGUUAACAUCAACUGCAUGGACCCCUUGGGCCGGAGUGCCCUGCUCAUUGCCAUUGAGAACGAGAACCUGGAGAUCAUGGAGCUACUGCUGAACCACAGCGUGUAUGUGGGUGAUGCAUUGCUCUAUGCCAUACGCAAGGAAGUGGUGGGCGCUGUGGAGCUUCUGCUCAGCUACAGGCGGCCCAGCGGAGAGAAGCAGGUCCCCACUCUGAUGAUGGACACGCAGUUCUCUGAAUUCACACCGGACAUCACUCCCAUCAUGCUGGCUGCCCACACCAACAACUACGAAAUCAUCAAAUUGCUUGUCCAAAAACGGGUCACUAUCCCACGGCCCCACCAGAUCCGCUGCAACUGUGUGGAGUGUGUGUCUAGUUCAGAGGUAGACAGCCUGCGCCACUCUCGCUCCCGACUGAACAUCUAUAAGGCUCUGGCAAGCCCCUCACUCAUUGCCUUAUCAAGUGAGGACCCCAUCCUAACUGCCUUCCGUCUGGGCUGGGAGCUCAAGGAGCUCAGCAAGGUGGAGAAUGAGUUCAAGGCCGAGUAUGAGGAGCUCUCUCAGCAGUGCAAGCUCUUUGCCAAAGACCUGCUGGACCAAGCUCGGAGCUCCAGGGAACUGGAGAUCAUCCUCAACCAUCGAGAUGACCACAGUGAAGAGCUUGACCCUCAGAAGUACCAUGACCUGGCCAAGUUGAAGGUGGCAAUCAAAUACCACCAGAAAGAGUUUGUUGCUCAGCCCAACUGCCAACAGUUGCUUGCCACCCUGUGGUAUGAUGGCUUCCCUGGAUGGCGGCGGAAACACUGGGUAGUCAAGCUUCUAACCUGCAUGACCAUUGGGUUCCUGUUUCCCAUGCUGUCUAUAGCCUACCUGAUCUCACCCAGGAGCAACCUUGGGCUGUUCAUCAAGAAACCCUUUAUCAAGUUUAUCUGCCACACAGCAUCCUAUUUGACCUUCCUCUUUAUGCUUCUCCUGGCUUCUCAGCACAUUGUCAGGACAGACCUUCAUGUACAGGGGCCUCCCCCAACUGUCGUGGAAUGGAUGAUAUUGCCUUGGGUUCUAGGUUUCAUUUGGGGUGAGAUUAAGGAAAUGUGGGAUGGUGGAUUUACUGAAUACAUCCAUGACUGGUGGAACCUGAUGGAUUUUGCAAUGAACUCCCUCUACCUGGCAACUAUUUCCCUGAAGAUUGUGGCCUAUGUCAAGUAUAAUGGUUCUCGUCCAAGGGAGGAAUGGGAAAUGUGGCACCCGACUCUGAUUGCGGAAGCACUCUUCGCAAUAUCCAACAUUUUAAGUUCGUUGCGUCUCAUAUCCCUGUUCACAGCCAACUCCCACUUAGGACCUCUGCAGAUCUCUUUGGGACGCAUGCUGCUUGAUAUCCUCAAAUUCCUCUUUAUCUACUGCCUGGUACUACUAGCUUUUGCCAAUGGACUGAACCAGCUUUACUUCUAUUAUGAAACCAGAGCUAUCGAUGAGCCUAACAACUGCAAGGGGAUCCGAUGUGAGAAACAGAACAAUGCCUUCUCCACGCUCUUUGAGACUCUUCAGUCACUCUUCUGGUCUGUAUUUGGCCUUUUAAAUCUAUAUGUCACCAAUGUGAAAGCCAGACACGAAUUCACCGAGUUUGUAGGAGCUACCAUGUUUGGAACAUACAACGUCAUCUCCCUGGUAGUGCUGCUGAACAUGCUGAUUGCUAUGAUGAACAACUCCUAUCAGCUUAUUGCCGAUCAUGCUGAUAUCGAGUGGAAGUUUGCAAGGACGAAGCUCUGGAUGAGUUACUUUGAUGAAGGUGGCACCUUGCCACCUCCUUUCAACAUCAUCCCCAGCCCCAAGUCAUUUCUAUACCUUGGUAACUGGUUCAACAACACCUUCUGCCCCAAAAGAGACCCUGACGGUAGACGGAGAAGGCGCAACUUGAGAAGUUUCACAGAACGCAAUGCUGACAGCCUGAUACAAAAUCAACAUUAUCAGGAAGUUAUCAGGAAUUUAGUCAAAAGAUAUGUGGCUGCUAUGAUAAGAAAUUCCAAAACACAUGAGGGACUUACAGAAGAAAAUUUUAAGGAAUUAAAGCAAGACAUCUCCAGCUUUCGGUAUGAAGUGCUUGACCUCUUGGGAAAUAGAAAACAUCCAAGGAGCUUUUCCACUAGCAGCACUGAACUGUCUCAGAGAGACGAUAAUAAUGAUGGCAGUGGUGGGGCUCGGGCCAAAUCCAAGAGUGUCUCUUUUAAUUUAGGCUGCAAGAAAAAGACUUGCCAUGGGCCACCUCUCAUCAGAACCAUGCCAAGGUCCAGUGGUGCCCAAGGAAAGUCAAAAGCUGAGUCAUCAAGCAAACGCUCCUUCAUGGGUCCUUCUCUCAAGAAACUGGGUCUCCUAUUCUCCAAAUUUAAUGGUCAUAUGUCUGAACCCAGUUCAGAGCCAAUGUACACAAUUUCUGAUGGAAUUGUUCAGCAGCACUGUAUGUGGCAGGACAUCAGAUAUUCUCAGAUGGAGAAAGGGAAAGCAGAGGCCUGUUCUCAAAGUGAAAUUAACCUCAGUGAGGUAGAAUUAGGUGAAGUCCAGGGCGCUGCUCAGAGCAGUGAAUGCCCUCUAGCCUGUUCCAGCUCUCUUCACUGUGCAUCCAGCAUCUGCUCCUCAAAUUCUAAACUUUUAGACUCCUCAGAGGAUGUAUUUGAAACUUGGGGAGAGGCUUGUGACUUGCUCAUGCACAAAUGGGGUGAUGGACAGGAAGAACAAGUUACAACUCGCCUCUAAGUCAAGCCCUAAUCAUCUGUUCUGGAACUCAACAGAAAUUUGUAAUUUCCUUGCUCUCAGAGGUGACACAGAAUAUGAUUCCCUCACUGCCCCUGCCCCCCAGAAAGGAGAGUGAAACUCUUAUUUGCACCAUCUUUUAUAGCCACAUUCUCCAUUUUUGUUCUUGUUUUAUUAUUACUUUCAUUAUUAUUUGCCUUUUUAAUACCUAUACACACUAAGUCCAUCUUACAACCGACUGAAGGGGUGUUGCACCUAAUCAUCAGAGGUGCAGUUGGGUGCUUAACCUUUUUGCUUUGCUUUUCUCACCCAUGCUUCCUUGAAGCCCCAGGUGCCACUUUGCUGGUCUUGUUGCCGCACAGAUUCCUGACCAUCCUCAGAAUCUCAUGCCAUUUUCCCGCAGAGCUGAGGGAUGUGGUCAGCAGUCCCCACCAGCUAUCAGAUAAGGCAAACUACCCUGCCCAUCUUUGCUGCCAUUCAGUGCUACGCGCUGCCCAUGCUGGGUCAAUGAACAGCAUCAAAGGGAGGCUGAAGAGAUUUCAAAGAAUUGUCAGCUUGUGGUUUCUGGGUAUAAGUGGCUUGUUUCGUUCUUAAAUACUACAACUUCUUAUUGUGGGGGCUAUUGAGUUUUCUUGUUUCUUAAAGAUGUGUUAGUUUCCUAAUGUGUGCCAAUGAAAUAUUUACCCCAUAGUAUAUGUCAUAUCUAAUAAGUUAGGCGAAUUAUUUUUCUGUGUUUGUAUGUUUCAGUUAACUUACUACAUUUGAAAUUUUGAUAGUAUCAAAAUUAGUAUUUAGAAUUUGUGCUAUUUUUUAAAAACAUCUACUACACUCUAACCAAUAGUCACUACAUCUCAUACAUUGGCAAGAUAAAUAGUUGUCAUAUUUGUUGGGUCCUAUUCUACUGUUGAUAGUUUUAAUUAUCAUUGCUAUCAAAUAAUUUCUAAGAUAAAAGCCUGAAUUUGAAAUAUUUUUAUCAGAAAAAUGGCAUAUUGCUGAAGUGUCAAAAUAUGAGAAAAGGGCAUCUUCAUUUUAAUUAACUGCUUUAUAAAAAUGGCAACUUUAGGUAUAGAUAACCUAAUUCAGGUUGCAGUUUUAAUAUUCAUUGGGGGCAGUGGAAUUGCAUGUGUAAAUUAUGUUAGAUAUAUAUCAUAACAACCCUAGUGGAUUCAUGGAAUUAUAAACGUGAUCCAAAUUCUACUGUCUUCCAAGAAAGCUACAUUUAUACAUCCAAACAAAUUCUUUUCCACAGCUUAAGAGUACAUCAUCAGAAUACAGUGGUUCAAGUUAAAAAAUAAAGUCCAUAAUGCAUAUGGUCAUCAUUCUAGACCUGAUAACCACUGAGAACCUGCUGAGCAAGGACGGCUUUUACCAACAUUAGCACAAAGGUUUCCUCAGUUUAGACUCUAACAUAUGACCUGAAACAACUCUAGGUCUGAGUCCUAGAGAUUACAUUAAUAGUGUGUAGCCCAGAAAAGUAAAAUAGGUGUCACCCUGUUUUUUUUAAUGUCAACACCAAUAGGAAUCCAUUUAGAUUAAUGUAUGUAAUUUCUGAUAAAAGUAAGAGAAAUGAGGAACUUUCAAACUGCAAAUAUGCCUCCAAACUAGCUUUUGAUAGUGUGGUUUCUGUUAUUUGAAUGGAUUCCCAUCUCUGUCUCUAGCCUGGAGAAGAGCAAAAUGGAGGGGGAGGGGCCAGAAAUAGGAGGAGGUUUUGAAGAAUAAAGCCUCAUAUCCAGGAAAAAGUGAUCAAGUGAAAAAGCUGCAUCAAGACCCAUUUGGCAAGAGGUUGUCCGAAAAUAAUUCCUUGAUCAUAUCUGAAGUGGUUAUUUACUCAAAUCAAUUUCUCCCCUGCUUCGCUAAGACUGUCAUAAAAUGGCCUUGACAUUUAAUCACAGGUUACUUUCCAGAAAGGUUUCUAAAGUUACAGAUUCAGCUUUUCAAAUUGUCAAAUUCACUUUGAAUAAUAAUAGAACCUGGGCUACAUUCCUAACUCAUAUUAACAGCACCAAAAGAAAUAGCAUAUAACCCCAUUU
This is a messenger RNA of Pan troglodytes (chimpanzee), 5868 nucleotides long. RefSeq names its product transient receptor potential cation channel subfamily C member 5 (gene TRPC5). Bases 920 to 3841 code for a protein of 973 amino acids. Gene Ontology annotation, cellular component: cation channel complex; plasma membrane. Gene Ontology annotation, molecular function: protein binding; store-operated calcium channel activity; inositol 1,4,5 trisphosphate binding. Gene Ontology annotation, biological process: calcium ion transmembrane transport; regulation of cytosolic calcium ion concentration. The record is from RefSeq and is a predicted model, not a curated record. NCBI's taxonomy places the organism in Eukaryota, Metazoa, Chordata, Mammalia, Primates, Hominidae. The transcript is spliced from 11 exons.